This is a messenger RNA of Akanthomyces muscarius, 648 nucleotides long. RefSeq lists its product as uncharacterized. NCBI's taxonomy places the organism in Eukaryota, Fungi, Ascomycota, Sordariomycetes, Hypocreales, Cordycipitaceae. The transcript has a single exon. The record is from RefSeq and is a predicted model, not a curated record. The coding region runs from base 1 to 648 and encodes 215 amino acids.
AUGUCUCGUCCUGGCAGCCAAAGUAACAUUCUCGGACAGCUUGAUUCGGCAGACCUUAGUCGCAGCGGUCUUUCAGGUCCUGUGCUCCCCGACGGCACAUUCAGACUGCACCGCCGCCGCCUCAAUCGCUUCAGUGACGAGGAGAAUCAAGGCAUCCCUCUAAACGUCCCUCUUGCCAGCUCCGAUGCCAACGAAGCCUUUGCCUCGAUUCCUGCCGAAAUCAUCUCCAACGCGACUCUCGUCUACGUUGGUUUCGACCUUGCCACGGCCACGCUCAUUUGGAGCAAAUGGACCAACCGGGAGCAGGAUGGCGGCAUAUACCGCGAGGGCGACCCCAUCGGUGCCCACGGCGAGCAAAUGGCCUUUCUUGACUUCAUGUCUGGUGGCAUUGGAGAAAGGGGGGAUACUUGGGACACGGACAAUCAAAAGUGGAUUGAUUGUAUGAACGCCUAUGGCAUGGCUCGUGAGUUUCAAGAGGCCAUCCUUGAUCCCCAGUUCAAUGACAUUCGGCACCAACAGACCUGUGCUUCUUGGAUCAAAGAGACUAUCCAGGUUCGAUACGACGCACUUCAUGAGGUUCACAAGGCUUCCAUGCGCCGUGAGUCUGCUUUGAAGGAGACGGAAGCUGCACCUUCGGGUCACGCUUGA